Messenger RNA from Thyridium curvatum, 1383 nucleotides. RefSeq lists its product as uncharacterized. Gene Ontology annotation, cellular component: glycosylphosphatidylinositol-mannosyltransferase I complex; endoplasmic reticulum membrane. The transcript has 2 exons. The record is from RefSeq and is a predicted model, not a curated record. The coding region runs from base 1 to 1383 and encodes 460 amino acids. Gene Ontology annotation, molecular function: mannosyltransferase activity. Gene Ontology annotation, biological process: GPI anchor biosynthetic process; protein processing. NCBI's taxonomy places the organism in Eukaryota, Fungi, Ascomycota, Sordariomycetes, Thyridiales, Thyridiaceae.
AUGCGGCAGAGAGUGACGUUCUUCCAGAACCCGGGAAGCCCGGUUGAUCCCGCCUCUCUAAGCAUCACCAAACAGACCCUAAAUGGACCGGAGAUCCAUGGCAUUCGUGAAGACCGUGCCACCUUUGCCCUUGACGAGCUUCCUGGGGAGCUUCGGGCUCUUCUGGAACGUUAUGAGACUCUCCAGAUCAGAUGGGCUAGCAAGGAGAACCAUGAAUCCUUAUCCUCUACUGCCCUGCCAGCCUCGCUUGGGUCACAUGCCUCUUCCUUCCAGUUCUAUCAGCCCUUGUCAAACCUGUCUCAUUUUGUCGAUUACGCAAAAAGCGAGCUCUGUGCAAAAGCAGACUCGUUGUGCCCGUCGUUGGUGGAGAACCUAGACCAAGCAAGCUCUCUCGAUAUAUCCUUCGAUGCUGCACAGCAUGUAUUUCGAGCAACGGCGACUUGGGCACGAAAGACCCUACCAUUGUCUGUCACUGCCGUGCCCGGUCACAGGACUGAGGUCGGCAUCCUUGCAGCAGACUCGCCGCCGAAUAUGGAUCCCAGCGAGCUCGGUAUCGCCGGCCACCUCACUGUUCUCGGCCAGGAUUCCAAACCCUCGGCCACCAUCUUUGCUUUCCCCUCCAGGCAUAGGCAUGUCGAGGGGGCGUCCUUCUCUUCACGAUUUACGAAACCUACAGGCCUCCACCCAACUCUACAACUGAGAAUAGACGGUCCAACGCAGCCGCCGGUCAGCGACGCCGACUGCUCGAUGCACGCCUACUUCACCUUACCUAGGGCUAUCUUUGCCGAUCGCUACCAGCUUUCGGACCCGCUCUUCAUGGCGUCCAAGAAUCUCACAUCACUGCAGUACAUGAGCGAGCCGGUAGAUCUGGAAGCACCAGAGUACGCCGUCAAGCUCUGGGGCUCCGCGAUGCUCCUCGAGUUGGCCCCUCCCGUCGGCAAGACCGCGAAGAGCUGGACGGCCGAGAUCCCGCUCCAUCUCCGGUACCUCAGUCCGGCACAGGGUGGCUACGCGGACGCUGAACUCCCCUACCCCGCCGUAUUCUGGGCGUGCGCGGCCGCGCCCGAAGGGCCGGACUUUGCCAACAACCCCUUCGACCGCACGCACCUGGGCUAUGACGCACUGUUUGACGCGCGCACCGUCUUCUGGCAUGUCGACCCCGAGCCGACGGCUGCGUCUGCAGCGAGCGGUACGGGCCACGACCCGGUCAGCAAGAUCCGGGUUCCCGUGCUAGACACGGACAAGGCCGGCUGGGUCAACACGGGGACGGCAGCGGUGAUUGCUCUGGGCUUCGGGUGGAUACUAUGGAGAUUAAUCGCGGUAUACCUGAGGGCAGGAUACGGUACCGCGCGAGGAGCGGACAAGGCGAAGAAACUACAGUAG